This is a messenger RNA of Rhododendron vialii, 2928 nucleotides long. Its product is annotated as probable galacturonosyltransferase 4. Gene Ontology annotation, molecular function: polygalacturonate 4-alpha-galacturonosyltransferase activity. The coding region runs from base 488 to 2467 and encodes 659 amino acids. NCBI's taxonomy places the organism in Eukaryota, Viridiplantae, Streptophyta, Magnoliopsida, Ericales, Ericaceae. The transcript has 10 exons. The record is from RefSeq and is a predicted model, not a curated record.
CUAGGCCGGAUGCAGGCCUCUUGUUUUUCUUUACUCCAUUUAUUAUUCUUUGUUCGAUUUUGAUGACAACACUGUUUUGGGUUUUACAAUUACUACUAACUAGACGAAUCUUGAAACAAAUAUUGGAAGAAGUUGGACCCAUUAUUUAUUUCUGUUGGUUUUGACAGUAACACCGUUUUUGGUCUUUUCUUCUUGUAAUUGUCUUGUUAACUGCGGUUGCCGACUCACUCUCUCUCUCUCUCUCUCACAUAUAUCUUUCCAUAUCUCUAUCCUCCCCUUUCUCACUCAUCAAGUGUGGAGAGGGAUUUGACCGUUGGCUUGGCCUUCUGUUCCUCCAAUUAUCAAUCGCCAUCGCAGGUUCUUCUUCAAUUAUUUCUGUGGGUAUGUCAUUGCAAGUCAAGGUUGGUUAACCUGGAGGGAAAACUGCAACUACCCCUUUAGGAGUCUGGAAAAAAAAAGGCAGAAGAUUGGUGGGUGCAAGUAAAGGAUGAAGCUAAGAACCUCGGUGGUGUUCUUGCUGUUGGUUACAGUUGUGGCCCCCAUUGUUCUCUACACCGACAGACUUGGCAGCUUCACGACUCCCUCCUCUAGCAAUGACUUCAUUGAAGAUGUUUCCACUUUUACAUUGGGAGGUGAUGUCAGGCCCCUGAAUCUGCUUCCCCGGGAGCCAUCUACAACUCUAAAAGAGCCAUUGGGGGUUGUGUACCUGGAAAACUCUAGCAUAUCUCUUUCUGAUUCUGAUGCUUCAACACGGGAGAAUUCCCGCAAAAUUAGACAACUGACUCAAGAUUCAAUGGAGAACCAAACCACAUUACCAUCCACAAGAGGUGAUACUGGAGAGCAUCCCCAUGAGGAGGAAAGCACCAUAAGACAGGUGACCGAACGAGGGCUUGACAUAAAUCAGGGAGACAUCACUUUAGAAAAACCUGGAGUAACCAGCCUAAAUGAAAGUAGGGAGCCGCAAAAUGAUGGGAAUAGAAGAGAGGAAAUUAAAAAUGAGAACCAAUCAGCUAAGACCUCCAUCAAAGCUGGUACGGGAGAACCUGUAAACAAAAGAAAUGAGAAACAGAAUGUCCGUACGGUUAUAGCAGAUGCUCGGGUUCGGCAUCUUAAAGAUCAGCUUAUUCAGGGACGUGUGUACCUUUCCCUCACAGCUACAAGAAACAAUCCCCACUUCAUAAGGGAGCUCCGUCUACGGAUGAAGGAAGUUCAACGAGCACUUGGGGAUGCCACCAAGGAUUCUGAUCUACCAAAGAAUUCCUAUGACAAGUUGAAGGCAAUGGAGCUAACAUUGGCCAAAGGAAAGCAGAUUCAAGAUGAUUGUGCAGCUGUGGUAAAGAAGCUUCGUGCAAUUAUUCACUCGACAGAAGAACAGCUCCGAGCCCACAAGAAGCAGACUCUGUUUUUGACACAUUUGACUGCAAAAACACUGCCUAAAGGUCUUCACUGUCUUCCCUUGCGGCUUACGACUGAGUACUUUAGUUUGAAUUCUUCAGAACGAGAAUUCCCCAAUCAAGAGAAACUAGAAGAUUCUAGAUUGUUCCACUAUGCACUAUUUACAGAUAACAUAUUAGCAGCUGCAGUUGUUGUCAAUUCCACGGUUUCUCAGGUCAAGGACCCUUCAGCCCAUGUUUUCCACCUUGUCACUGAUAGGAUCAAUUAUGCAGCAAUGAGGAUGUGGUUCCUUUCAAACCCACCUGGCAAUGCUACAAUACAGGUUCAGAACAUUGAAGAGUUUACAUGGUUAAAUUCAAGUUACAGUCCGGUUCUAAAGCAGUUGAGUUCUCCAGCCAUGAUUGACUAUUACUUUAAGACUCGCCGAGCUGAGUCUGAUUCAAAUAUGAAGUACCGAAACCCGAAGUACCUCUCGGUCAUGAAUCAUCUGCGCUUUUACAUGCCAGAGAUCUUCCCUAAGCUCAACAAAGUGCUGUUCCUUGAUGAUGAUAUAGUGGUGCAAAAGGAUCUCACUGGACUUUGGUCCAUUGACCUGAAGGGGAAUGUCAUUGGUGUAGUUGAGACAUGUGGUGAAAGCUUCCAUCGAUUCGAUCGGUAUCUCAACUUUUCAAAUCCUCUCAUUUCGAAAGCUUUUGACCCUCAUGCCUGUGGAUGGGCAUUUGGAAUGAAUAUAUUUGAUUUGGAAGAAUGGAAGAGGCAAAACAUCACAGAGGUGUACCACUCCUGGCAAAAUCUGAAUCAUGAUAGACAACUGUGGAAGUUGGGAACGCUGCCACCUGGUCUAAUCACGUUUUGGAAUAGCACUUAUUCCCUUGACCGGUCUUGGCAUGUCCUCGGUCUUGGCUACGACCCAAAUGUCAGCCAAAAGGACAUCGAACGAGGUGCUGUCAUACAUUACAAUGGCAACUUGAAACCAUGGCUCGAGAUAGCCAUACCCAAGUACAGAGGCCACUGGGCCAAAUUCAUUGACUACGAUCAUCUGUAUCUGCGGGAGUGCAACAUCAAUCCUUGAUUCUCCUAGUAUUGUCAUGUUGAGCAAUAUCUUUGAGGACAUCAUGGCAGCCGUUUACUGUACAGGUCCGUGUUGUAUUGAUGCGAGGGCUCUUUUUCCAUUUUGUCUUCGUUUCUAAGUAAAAUGGGGCUUUAAUAUAUAUUCUUCUGGUGUGUUUUUUGGGGGGCAUAAAUAGGGUUGGAUCCAUGAGUUGAUAAUAUUCUCAACAUCGUUUAUCGACAGAAUCUGAGGAAGUGCAGAAGUAUAUGUAAAAGGUUGGAUGCUAGAAUUGAUUUAUUUUUGCUAUAGUUUAGUAUGUUGCAUCCAUUAUUCUUUUUGUUUUUCUGUUCAUUCAAUUGGGUAUCUUGAAGCUGAAUUUUCUAUUGUUGUAGAGGGCUGAUUAAUCAGUUUUAUGAAUUUGACUGAAGCUUCUCAUUUGUAUAUAAUAAUGCUAUGCAGUUCAUAUGCUUGGUGGAAACUAA